AUGGAUUCCCGUCUCCGCGCACUUUGCAUGACAUUCGUCCUGGCCUCGUUCGGCCGGAGGUCAGGUGCGGCGGGAGCGGUGAUCCGAUGCGAGCCGUGCGACGCCGGAGCGCGGCUCCUGUGCAAGCCUCUGCCCAAGGACUGCGCCGAGAGGGUCCGCGAGCCGGGCUGCGGCUGCUGCAUGACCUGCGCGCUCAGCUUCGGCCAGCCGUGCGGAGUGUACACCGGGAGAUGUGGCUCCGGGCUAACAUGUCAGCAUCAGCCCGGCGAGACGAAGCCUCUGCAGGCUCUGCUGGAGGGACGGGGCAUCUGUGCAAACACCACCAGCAAGAGACUCACCGUCAGACCGACACCUCCGGUCAACGAGCUGCCAGCAGAGGGUAUUGAUGCUCAGGAGGAGGAGCGGAACUCCACCGGCCCAGGCCUCCAGAUCUUGUACAGCACCCACAGACCCACGGGACCCCUGAGACCCCCGCUCCUCCCUUUCUUCCCCUCCGCCAAGUCAGAAGUCCUGAGACAGGAGCAGCAGAGGCGAACCCAGAGCUUUAAGAUGGAGGAGCUCCCGGGACCUCUCCUCACGGACCAGCAGAACUUCUCUCUGGAGACCAAACAGGAGCCUGAGUAUGGUCCCUGUCGGAGAGAGAUUGAGAGCAUUCUCAGCACCCUCAAGAUUACAGACAUUCUCAACCCCAGAGGUUUCCGCAUACCAAACUGUGACAAGAAGGGCUUCUAUAAGAAAAAGCAGUGCCGUCCGUCCAAGGGCAGAAAGCGCGGCUUCUGUUGGUGCGUGGACAAAUACGGGCAGCCGCUGCCAGGCUUCGAUGGGAAGGAGCGGGGAGACACCCAGCACUACAACUCCGGGAGCCAAUAGGAGCCGGGGCAGGACGGAGGGCGAGAGGGAGGGACGGUGGCAGUGAGAGCGAGAAGAAUUGUAAACAAACAGAGACGCUGAGGAUAUUGGGAGAGGGGUCAAGAGAUGGCUCAACCGAUAUGUGGAUGUUUGCUAUUUCUAUCUGUUGC
Messenger RNA from Pleuronectes platessa (European plaice), 1019 nucleotides. It is a transcript of the gene igfbp3, whose product is annotated as insulin-like growth factor binding protein 3. The record is from RefSeq and is a predicted model, not a curated record. Gene Ontology annotation, cellular component: extracellular region. Gene Ontology annotation, biological process: regulation of insulin-like growth factor receptor signaling pathway. Bases 1 to 870 code for a protein of 289 amino acids. Lineage: Eukaryota; Metazoa; Chordata; Actinopteri; Pleuronectiformes; Pleuronectidae. The transcript is spliced from 4 exons. Gene Ontology annotation, molecular function: insulin-like growth factor II binding; insulin-like growth factor I binding; fibronectin binding.